AUGAAUACUGCACCGACACUCAAGGAGCUCAACUCCAUCAAGCACAAGUCAACAGGCCGGACGUGCCCAGCCGCUGCUGUUCCCGCGCCCCGCACACGGCGGGCGUCGAUACCGGCUCCACACGGCGCCAGAGCUGCCGACCAUCACAGAGACCCCCUCCUCCCCAGCGGGGACACGGCCCACACCCCCGCCCUGACCUACCUCAGCGGGACCGUUCCAGCCCGAGGCCGGUCCCCGCGUUACCGGCCGCCGCUGCCGCUCGGCCCGCACCGGCCGGGGCUCCCGCCGCACCCUGUUCACCGGGCGAUCACCGAGCGGCGCCUCGGCUCAGACGCGCCGCCGCGAACAACCAGCAACGUUAGGGACGGACACAGCAGCCGGCCGCACUCCCCGCCUCCAUCUCCCGCUCGGAGGCGUCUACUGCCGGGGUCACACAAGCAGUUCCGGCCGCCCGGCCUGUGCACCCCGCCGCUGCCCCAGGCCCGGCCCCGGCCCCCGGCCCCGACUCCAGGCCCAGUCCCCGGCUCCAGGCCCGGCCCCCGGCUCCAUUGCUGCUGCCCCAGGCCCAGCCCCCGGCCCCGAGCCCCGGCCCCACGCCCGGCCCCCAGCCCCCGGCUCCAUUGCCUCCUCCCCCAGCCCCUGGUCUCAUUGCUUCCACCAGCUGUGUCGGACACAGCAAGGCUUCCAAUACCUGCAGUUAUUUGA
Pristis pectinata (smalltooth sawfish) is the source of this 705-nucleotide messenger RNA. RefSeq lists its product as uncharacterized. Lineage: Eukaryota; Metazoa; Chordata; Chondrichthyes; Rhinopristiformes; Pristidae. The transcript is spliced from 3 exons. The coding region runs from base 1 to 705 and encodes 234 amino acids. The record is from RefSeq and is a predicted model, not a curated record.